Molecule: messenger RNA, 1026 nt
Organism: Manihot esculenta (cassava)
Lineage: Eukaryota; Viridiplantae; Streptophyta; Magnoliopsida; Malpighiales; Euphorbiaceae
Exons: 2
Coding region: 398-799 (133 amino acids)
Biological process (GO): intracellular protein transport; endoplasmic reticulum to Golgi vesicle-mediated transport
Cellular component (GO): endoplasmic reticulum; endoplasmic reticulum membrane
Source: RefSeq, a predicted model, not a curated record
AAAAAGAAAAAGAAAAAGAAAAUUCUGUUUCUAUAAGAUGAAACCUUUUGUUGAGUCAGGAAGUGCAAGUAUGCAAAUUCAGCACUGGAACUAUAAAUUUGAAACUGAAGGUGCAGGUUAUUCAAAUUGUUAGUUCUUACAAAACGUGCACCUGUUGAUUUCCCACAGUUAAAGAUAUUCUAUGCUACCUUUGGUCAUGGAAAGUAUACAAUAUUCUUUAACUAAAUUCUAAGUCUUGAAAAGCACAUAUACCACAGGAUCAUCUUCUGCUCUAGGUAUACUCUUUUAUCUCCAUUUUCCAAUCCAUUAAGAUCUCUGUAAAUUGUCAGAACCAUUAAGGGAGGGCUGGGGGAUUUUUAUUUUUUUCAUAACAAGAACUUGUUGGCAGGUUUCAGUCAUGAUUCAUGUUUUGUUUUCUCUUGUGUUUGUUGAAAUGGCUUUGAUUCUAGCCCUUUUGUUUAGAACCCCUAUGAGAAACCUGUUAAUUAUAGGGAUUGAUCAGCUAAAGCGAGGAAGGGGACCAUUGGUGGCAAAAACUGUUGCAGCAACCUUACUUGCGGUGUUUAGUGCUAUCUUAUACAGUGUAAUGGAAAUUCGGAAACGUGAAAUGGAGGCUGGUGUGCUUAAUUCAACUGAUGAGGUUCUCAUGGCUCAAAGACUUUUGGAAGCAUCUCUAAUGGGUUUCUCUCUAUUUCUUGCAAUGAUGACAGAUAGAGUACACUACUAUAUCAGAGAACUUUAUCGAUUAAGGGAGGAGCUAGAACAAGUGAAAACAAUUAAAACAGGAACGAGGAAGUAAGAAAAGUUGGAGAAUGAAACUGUCUCCAAAAGAAACGCAAGGACACCAUUGCAUGCUUGAUUAGAAAUCAUAGUUGCCUGAAAGAUCAAGGAAUGUGGCAUGUCUCUGUCUCUCUCUGUCUGAUAGUCUUAGUUUCAGGAAAUAUGUAUAUUUACAUUUGAUGCACAGAAAUUGUAUGCAAGAACAUGACAGUGCCAGAUAUCAUGUAAUAUAUACCAUCUUUCUAA